AGUUUUUGGGAUGAAGAAUAAUUGCCUUUUAUAUUUUUAUUAUUGCUAUUUUUAGAUUAUAAAAUUUAUAAUAUGGCUUGCCUUGAUUAUAUUUUUAUGGCUGUUGUCCUUGUCUUGUGAUUAGUUUGAGUAAUCACUGUCAUUGCAAAUGCUGCUGUUUGGCAAGCAAAUAUGUGAAAGAAAAAUUCAAAAGAAAGAGAUCAAUCCUUUUUUUGCUUUCAGCAUCUAGUGUUUGAUCAAUCUGAAGCUCUAGAUUAAUUAAUCAUCUUGGUAUCUUUAUGGAAUUGUUUAUGGGAUUUUGGUGUUAAUGGAGUAUUAGUCAAGGGAAUUUCACUGUCAUAUAAUUUUUGUUUUACCUUUUCCUAUUAGGACAAAUCUAUUGAUUUUUUUUUUUUUUUUAAUUUUUGGUUCUACAUCUUUAUGGUUCAUUCUUGUGCCAGUUAAAAAUGGCUGUCUGCUUCAUUCUUGAAAAAAAGAAAAGCUUUUAAAUUUUUUGGUUUGAUAUAUAUUUUAUUCUUUAUGUUUUUGAAUACAUAAUUGAUGACUCUGUUUCUGAAUGUUUCCCUGCAGAUUGUUCUUGAAUUCACCAGGAGUUCCUCUGCUCAAUUUUAUUUUCUGCAAUUAGCAUCUCUGACAGCCGGAAAAAAUGGUGGAAGGGGGUAUUGCAAAAGCAGACAAGACGGAGUUUACAGAGUGCUGGCGGAUGGCCUGGAAAACUCCAUAUAUUAUGAGGCUUGCACUAUCAGCUGGUAUUGGAGGGUUUCUGUUCGGUUAUGAUACAGGAGUUAUUUCCGGUGCUUUGCUAUACAUCCGUGAGGAUUUCGAAUCUGUAAACCAGAAAACAUGGCUACAGGAGACCAUUGUGAGUAUGGCUGUUGCCGGAGCUAUUGUUGGAGCUGCUUGUGGUGGAUUUAUUAAUGAUAAGUUUGGAAGAAAGUUAUCUAUUUUAUGUGCAGAUGUUGUAUUUUUUGUUGGUGCUAUAAUCAUGGCUAUCGCUCCUGCUCCCUGGGUUAUAAUUGUGGGAAGACUUCUUGUUGGCUUGGGAGUUGGAAUGGCAUCAAUGACAUCUCCUCUUUACAUUUCAGAGGCCUCACCAGCAAGAAUUCGAGGGGCUCUUGUUAGCACAAAUGGUUUGCUAAUUACUUCGGGCCAAUUUUUAUCUUACCUGAUCAAUCUUGCCUUCACCAGGGCUAAUGGCACUUGGCGCUGGAUGCUUGGGGUAGCUAGCGUGCCGGCACUUAUUCAGUUCGUGCUGAUGCUAUCACUUCCUGAGUCCCCUAGAUGGCUCUAUAGACAGAACAAGGAGAAGGAAGCGAGGGCAAUCUUGGAGAGAACAUAUUCUGCUGAUGAAGUUGAAAUUGAGAUGAAGGCCUUGGCUGCAUCUGUUCAAGCAGAAAAGGCAGAUGAAGCAGCUAUAGGGGAUAGCCUAAUGGCUAAACUAAAAAGUGCAUUUUCAAACACCGUAGUCCGCAGGGGACUCUAUGCAGGCAUUACAGUUCAAGUUGCUCAGCAGUUUGUGGGUAUAAACACAGUCAUGUACUAUUCCCCAACAAUAGUCCAGUUUGCCGGAUUUGCUUCAAACUCAGUGGCAUUGGCACUCUCUCUGAUUACUUCUGGCCUCAAUGCUUUGGGCACUGUUAUCAGUAUGGCUUUUAUUGACAGAUACGGAAGGAGAAGGCUAAUGCUCGUUUCUAUGGUUGGGGUCAUAACUUUCCUUGUGGCCUUGUCUAUUGUGUUUAUGGAAGCUUCUGCGCAUGCUCCUAAGAUCAGUUCAAUUGACACUGCACAUUUUGGUGCAAACUCUACUUGUCCAACAUAUUUGAAAGCAACUGAUGCAUCAAAAUGGAACUGCAUGUCUUGUUUGAAAGUAGAUUGUGCUUUCUGUUCAAAUAAAGCCAGUGAAUACCAUCCUGGAGCCUGCGUGGAUUCAACCAAGGCCAUGAAAAGUGCAUGUGGAGCAGAACAUCGUGUGUUUUUCGAGAAAGGUUGCCCCAGUAAGUUUGGAUUUCUUGCUAUUGUACUUCUUGCACUCUAUAUAAUUUCGUAUGCACCUGGAAUGGGUACUGUACCAUGGAUAGUCAACUCCGAAAUAUACCCAUUACGGUAUAGAGGCAUUUGUGGAGGGAUAGCUGCAGUGACAAACUGGAGUUCAAAUCUUUUAGUGAGCGAAACUUAUUUAACUCUAACCGAGCAUCUUGGCGCUGGGGGCACAUUUUUGCUAUUUGCUGGGAUUUCUUGCAUUGGACUUGCAUGCAUUUUCUGGUUUGUACCCGAAACAAAAGGCCUACAAUUUGAGGAGGUAGAGAAGAUCCUAGAGGCUGGCUACAGACCAGAUUUAUGCGGAGGAAGUGGAACAAGGAGGAAGAACGAAGAUUCUGCUUAAAGCUCAAGAAACUUGAAGGAUUUCCUAUGUAGUAUACAAAUAUAACCUUUUGCUAAUAAAGGUAGGACAUUUGAAUCCUAUUGCUCCCAGCAAGUCAAUAUUGCUUUGGUGUAACUAGAGUCACAUUUUAUGAGCAAUGAGUGAAAGAUUCAUGAAAGUUCUGGUUGUGUUUUAAGUUCAUACCUUGUAAGUUUCUUGAUGGCAUUUAAUAGAAAAGAACUUUCUCUACC
Messenger RNA from Jatropha curcas, 2613 nucleotides. The record is from RefSeq and is a predicted model, not a curated record. NCBI's taxonomy places the organism in Eukaryota, Viridiplantae, Streptophyta, Magnoliopsida, Malpighiales, Euphorbiaceae.